AUGGCGCUGACUCUCUACAUCGGCAACAAGCGCUACUCAUCUUGGUCCAUGCGACCAUGGGUCCUACUCAAAGCCCUCAACAUCCCAUUUGAUGAGAAGCUCCAACUGUUCAAACCCGGCCAGCGUCAACCCGAGUUCCUCAAGUUCUCGCCCACAGGCAAGGUGCCUUGCCUCUAUGACUCCGAGCGCAAGGACGUCGCUAUCUGGGACUCUCUCGCCAUUUGCGAAUAUAUUGCCGAAAAGCAUCCUGCCGCAUGGCCCAGUGACCCUGUCGCCCGUGCCUUUGCCAGGUCUGCUGCAUCGGAAAUGCAUUCAAGCUUCCCAACCAUUCGCGAUGAGUGCUCCAUGAAUGUUGCUCUGCGUAUUGAGCUGAGAGAGCCCAGCGAAGGACUCAAGCGCGACCUGGAGAGAUUUACGACCUUGUUCAAUGACGGCAUACAGAGAUUCGGCGGCCCAUUUUUGGCCGGCGAUUCUUUUACUGUUGCUGAUGCUUUUUAUGCCCCCAUCGCUUCAAGAGUCAAGACAUAUGGUAUCAAGCUUGAGGGUGCGGCGGGUGAGUACUUGGAAAGAUUGUAUGAGCACCCGGCCAUCCAGGAAUGGAUCAAGGAGGGCAUUGAGGAGACGGCGAGAGAGCCGUACCAUGAGGAAGACUGUGUUAGAGGACGCAAGGUCUUGGAAGAUUUUUGCAAAUAA
Molecule: messenger RNA, 693 nt
Organism: Pochonia chlamydosporia 170
Lineage: Eukaryota; Fungi; Ascomycota; Sordariomycetes; Hypocreales; Clavicipitaceae
Product: glutathione S-transferase-like protein
Exons: 1
Coding region: 1-693 (230 amino acids)
Biological process (GO): glutathione metabolic process; L-phenylalanine catabolic process
Molecular function (GO): maleylacetoacetate isomerase activity; glutathione transferase activity
Source: RefSeq, a predicted model, not a curated record